Messenger RNA from Pipra filicauda (Wire-tailed manakin), 3001 nucleotides. RefSeq lists its product as uncharacterized. Lineage: Eukaryota; Metazoa; Chordata; Aves; Passeriformes; Pipridae. Gene Ontology annotation, molecular function: nucleic acid binding; RNA-DNA hybrid ribonuclease activity. The record is from RefSeq and is a predicted model, not a curated record. Gene Ontology annotation, biological process: DNA integration.
AGAAAGAAGGAGCACAACCCGUUAGAGUGCGACAAUACCCAAUUAGUUUAGAAGCCAGGAAAGGAAUAGCUCCUAUGAUCACACAGUUUUUAAUUUUAGGGAUAUUAAAAGAAUGUGAGUCAGAGUUUAAUACUCCCAUUUUUCCGAUAAAAAAAAAUGGUAAGUAUAGGUUAGUGCAAGACUUUAGAGCAGUAAACCUCAUCACAAAAGAUAUCCACCCGGUUGUAGCUAACCCUUACACCUUGUUAACAUCUGUUUCUGAGAGAUUUCAGUGGUUUACAGUGAUUGAUCUAAAGGAUGCCUUCUUCUGCAUACCACUGGCACGGGAAAGUUGGAAAAUCUUUGCCUUUGAAUGGGAGAACCCAGAGACUGGACGGAAGCUACAGCUUACUUGGACUCGAUUACCACAAGGAUUCAAAUGCUCACCCACGAUAUUUGGUAAUCAGUUAGCAAAGGAACUUGAAGAAUGGAAGACUACUCAGGUAAAAGAAUCUCUUUUUUUCAUAUAUAAUCUUCAAUAUGUUGAUGACAUCUUUUUGAGAAAUACAGAGCAGGGACUCUGCCGUCAAUUAACCAUUGAACUGUUAAAUAUGCUGGGACAAGCAGGCUACCGAGUCUCAAAAGAAAAAGCACAACUAGUAAAACAGAAAGUUAUUUAUCUAGGAUGUGAAAUCUCCCAAGGAACCCGACGCUUAGGAACAAAUAGGGUUCAAGCAAUAUGUGCUAUUCCUGUGCCCCGAAAUAAUCAGGAACUGAGAUCUUUUUUAGGAAUGGUCGGAUGGUGCAGACUGUGGAUUCCCAACUUUGGACUAAUUGCCAGACCCUUAUAUGAAGCAGUAAAGGAGCCCAAGCUGACCUGGGGGACGAAGCAAGAGAAAGCGUUCCAGGAAUUGAAAAGAGCUCUCCAGGAAGCACCUGCCCUGGGACUGCCGGACCCAACCAAGGAGUUUCAGCUCUAUGUCUGCGAGAGACAACGAAUGGCUUUAGGAGUCCUCACUCAGCGUCUAGGAUCCUGGAAAAGACCUGUUGGAUAUUUCUCCAAACGGCUAGACGCAGUAAGUGGGGGAUGGCCAGGGUGUCUCAGAGCUGUGGCAGCAACGGUUAUUUUAAUACAAGAAGCACGAAAAUUGACUCUGGGAAAACACAUGGUAGUGUACGUACCCCACAUGGUCAUAGCAGUUUUGGAACAAAAAGGGGGGCAUUGGCUCUCAUCUAGCCGUAUGUUACAGUAUCAAGCUUUGUUGAGAGAACAAGAUGAUGUUGAACUGAAAAUCACUAACCAUCUCAACCCAGCAGAAUUCCUUAGGUCUACACAGGAAGAAGGUAUUCUGGAGCAUGACUGUGUAGAGACCAUUGAACAAGUCUACGCGAGCAGAAGAGACUUGAAGGACGAGCCAUUGGCAGAUCCUGACUGGGAAUUGUUCACUGAUGGAUCUAGCUUUGUGGAGAACGGCACCAGGUAUGCUGGGUAUGCAGUGGUCACUGAACAAGAAGUGAUAGAAGCAAAUGCACUACCCCCAGGUACGUCUGCACAAAAGGCCGAAAUAUGGGCAUUGGUGAGAGCUUUAAUAUUAAGCCAAGGAAAGAGAGUUAACAUAUGGACUGACUCCAAAUAUGCUUUUGGGGUAGUUCAUGUUCACGGAGCACUCUGGAAAGAGAGAGGACUUCUUACUUCUCAAGGGACAAUGAUUAAACAUCGGGAAGAAAUUUUACAAUUGCUAGAGGCAAUACACAAGCCCUCAGCAGUGGCAAUAAUGCAUGUAAAAGGACAUCAGAGAGAUCCCGGACGAGAAUUUCGAGGUAAUCGACAGGCUGACCAAGCGGCUAAGCAGGCCGCAAGAGAAGUAUGGACUCAGAUGGUUCUUUUGCCUGUUCGAAAUAAUCCAGCAAUACCAUAUAUGGAAGAAAAACCACAUUAUUCACAGGAAGAUGAGAAAUUAGCUCAAAUGACAAAUGCAAAGAAAAAUGUUAAAGGGUGGUACAUUUCCCCCAUAGGACAAGUGAUUCUACCUGUCAGAAUAAUGAAAGCAGUGCUUGAAACAGAACACAAUAAGUGCCACUGGGGUGCAGAAGCAUUGGUAAAAUUUUUGAAAAAUGAGGUUCUCUCAAACCAGAUGUUAACAUUGGCAAAAAGGGUAAAUGCAAUGUGUCCUAUGUGCAUAAAGAAUAACCCAGUAGUCAGGAAGCAGGUGCAGAUGGGAAAAUUACAGAUAGGUCAGUUACCGGGAGAUUACUGGCAAGUAGAUUUUUCUGAGUUGCCUAAAGCCCAAUCCUAUAAGUAUUUGUUAGUAUAUGUCUGCACCUUUUCAGGAUGGCCUGAGGCUUUUCCCUGUAGGACUAAUCAAGCAAAGGAAGUGGUAAAAACUCUCUUGAGGGAAAUCAUCCCAAGAUUUGGAGUUCCCCUAGGGUUGUCCUCUGAUCGAGGACCGCACUUUAUAGCAGGAAUAGUACAAGAUGUGUCAGUUGUAUUAGGGAUAACAUGGAAUCUCCAUACACCAUGGAGACCACAGUCUAGUGGACAAGUUGAAAGGAUGAAUCAGACAUUGAAAGGUCAAUUGAAGAAAAUUUGUCAGGAGGCAAAGAUUCCGUGGCCCCAAGCAGUAUCCAUUGCCUUGUUGAGAAUUAGGAUCAAACCAAGGGAGAGAAUAGGAGUAAGUCCAUAUGAAAUAUUAUAUGGCAAACCUUAUCAUGCAGCUACUUACCAAGGGGAUCCUCAUAUAGUAGGUGAUCAAGCAGUGUUUAAUUAUGUGUUAUCUUUAAAUAAGACUCUCACAGCCCUCAGAGGAGCGUUGCAGUGGAAUCGACCUUUGCCCCUGGAGAAUCCAGUGCAUGACAUUUCUCCAGGAGAUCAUGUCUACGUGAGAAACUGGUCGGUGGAGCCGCUGAAAGAAACAUGGGACGGUCCUCGCCAGGUGAUCAUGACGACCUACACGGCAGUGAAGGUCGAAGGAAUCGACAGCUGGAUCCAUUAUACUCGGGUCAAGAAAGUUCCAGUUUCGUG